AUGUUGCUUAGACAGAGCCCAGUGCAGAGCAGACAGUCUUGCGGACCAGCACUCAGACCCAAGACCAGCCCAGCCCUGUCAGAGCUGGAGACCUUGUCACCACAACGUCCCUCUCCUCUGCUACGUGCCCCCCUCGAUGGUGAAAUGUACCCUGAAGAGAGCAGAGGAUCUGGUGUGGUAGCCACUGUGGACUUCCUGGAAGGGACCUACGACUACGCUGCCCCCGCCCCAGCCCCGACUCCUCUUUACAGCCACUCCACCCCUGGCUACUACUCCGCUUCUCUGAAUGCACACGGACAACCCUCAGAUAGCAGCAUUCAGUCCCUAGGCAGUGGGCCUGCCAGUCCUCUGGUGUUUGUGCCCUCUAGCCCCAGAUUGAGCCCCUUCAUGCACCUGCCAAGUCACCACUACCUGGAAACCACCUCAACGCCUGUCUACAGGUAAGGAAACUCAGUUUGUCUACUAGAGGAGAGUGGCAAUGAGUAUGAAGAGAUUGUUUUUGGGGAAAAAAGUUAUUCCCAUAGAUUUUAUUGUUUGACAAAUAUGUUUUGGACUUAAUAUUUACGCUUUAUGAGGUAUCUUAUGGGGGGGGGGGGGGGGUAACUCAUUGACAAGAGUUGCCAACUUAAACUUUUUGAUCUGAUUGUUUGUCCAGUUUUGUGUGUACUCUCGUCAGUAUUUAACUGAUAUCGGCAGCACAGUCAGAAGAUCAAUACACCUGCCAGAUUUGUUUUAACAUCAAGGUUUCUGAUCUCUGUGGACUCUAACUUAAUUAAGAAGGAUACAAAUAUGUAUAAUAAGGAAAUAAAUUCUCACAAUAUUUGUUGUUUUUUUAUCAUUAUUGUACUGUGAUUUUUUUUUGAUUUUAUGUGUCUGAUUUUAACUCUGAUGUUUGCAGAAAAAGACACGACCAUCUAACUUUCAGCAUAGCAUAAGUAUUUGUUCUGUCCUUCUAAUGCAGUACUAUAAACAAAAUAUAAUUAUAUAACGUUGUUUCUUUAAUCCUUUGCUUGAUACAAAACAUCUCUAUUAUCUGUAUGGAAAGGAUCAAGCUUUGCCCUGGUUUUCAAUUCCAGAGACUUAGGACUUUGUCAAAGACCUUGAGAAGGGAACAAUAUGUAAUAACAACAGAAGUACAGAUUGUUUUCCGGCUCAGCUGUAAAAUAGUACUCUGUAUUUGUCUCUGCCGCUGUCAUGUUCAAGUCAAAAGAGUCAUUGUAAAGAUUAACGUUCAAAUGGAAAGUGGCUAGCUAACUUUUGAAGCGUAACCGUGUUUUUGGACUAUUUUUGGAAACAUGUCUAUAUAUAGUUUAUGGCAAUUCAGCAAAUUUCAAUUUAUUUUACCUAAUUUACAGUUUGGUGAGAUUCUGUGUCUAAAAGUCUAUCAUAAAGCGAGUUUGUUAGGUCAUUUAAACAGAGUUCAAACCCUGUGGCAGGUCCAGCGUCUCAUCCAGUCAACAGAGUAAUUCCAGAGAGGACCACUAUGGCACCAGUGACGAGUCAUACAGUGUGGGGGAGUCUGGGGCUGGAGCAGCAGCUGGGUGCUUUGAGAUGGCAAAAGAGAUGCGUUUCUGUGCAGUGUGCAGUGACUAUGCCUCUGGGUACCACUACGGGGUAUGGUCGUGUGAGGGAUGCAAAGCUUUCUUUAAGAGGAGCAUUCAGGGUAGGUUCCCUUUUUGCUCUGGUUAUUCAUGAUGAUGGAUGUUGCCCUCUGACUUUUCUGAUCUGUAAAAGUUUUUUUUUUGUUAAAAUUACAGAUUAGAUGCGGGAAUUAUCAGGCAUUUCUGAUAUCUGGCAUAUAAAAUGUAAUUUACAAUAAGAGAUUGCUCAAAUUUUGACGAUAUCUAAUAGUUCAUAUUUAAAAAUAUGUCAUCUUAUAAGGCAGUGUUAAGUUACCAGCUAAAUACAAAAAGAAACAAAGCACUGUGCCUUAUGAAUCUGACUAAUGAAAAUAACAGUUUUUAUUUUGCUGUUAAAAAAUAGAGUUGAGCUUCAUAAAGAAAGUCCUGAAAUUUUCCCCUACAAAGUGAACUGUCUAUUAAUACAGCUGAGACAAAUAUAAAGGAAAACAAAAAGCAUUGCCAUAAAUUGUUAUUUUUAGAAACAGAUUGAAAAUUAAAUAAAAUGUAAAGUAAAUGAAUGUACAAAUUAUUUCACUCUGUUAUAUUAUUCUUAAGUUUUAACCACAUGUCCUAUUAUGUGAAAUAGCACAUAAUUUCUCUGGGCUCCUAUGUCUGCAUGCAGAUGAAAGCCUCGUCUGUUUUAGCUGGCUUAGUCAUGUUUUUGGUUUGAUGUUUCAGCAUAGUCUUUGCAGCAAGGCUGGUCCUAAAGGAACCAAGAGUCUCCAUGGAGAUGACAAAACCAAGAUGCCUUUUUUUUAAUUCUCUCCAUGUCCAAUCUUUUUAAAGUUGGGAAUAGAGUGUUCUUUGCAACUAAAUAACCUAAAUAUGAAGUGAACACUGGAGUGUGUGAGUGUGUGAGUGUGUGUGUGUACAUGGGAAGGUAGGUGGGGGGCUCAAAGUAAUAGAUUUUCUUCCAUUUCAGGUCACAAUGACUAUAUGUGCCCGGCAACCAAUCAGUGUACCAUUGACAGGAAUCGAAGAAAGAGCUGCCAGGCUUGUCGCCUAAGGAAGUGUUACAAAGUGGGCAUGAUGAAGGGAGGUGGGUAAAAACAGCAACGAAAAGCCCACUGUCAAAGAUUUGAAAGACUAGUCUCCUUUAAAAGUUGUUUUAUUUGAUUUCAUUGUAAGUUAAAAAAUAUGUGGCAUUAGAUUUGAUCAAAUCAUGACUGUGGUCUCUUUUUUGGUGCCUUUUAUGUUUUUGUGUCCUUUCUGCAGAUUUAACUUAAAAAUAUGCAUAGACUAAUUGGGAUUGUAAAAUCAGGUGUUGUUGCUAUUAAGACUGUCACAAUUGUGAGAAUGCUGCUGGAUGCAGAUAAGCUUGAGACUAACUUUAACAUGACCCUGGAGUGAUUUCCUUUUUAAGGAGUACAACAACUGAUUAGAACACACUUUCCCAUUUGUUUUCAUACUUCUUGAGUAAGACAGGCAUCCUUACAAUCUUCCUAACUGCCCCGACUGCUGAACUUUUGGUAUGAAGCCAUGUGUGAGUUUGAAAAAGUCCCCUGAGUUUUUUAUAUUUUUUUAUGUGCAGGAUUGUUGAAUUUCUACUUAUCUGAAGAGGAUUUUAUAUUAUAUUUUGGUCCUCUACUGUAGGUGUGCGAAAGGACCGGGGUCGUGUCAUGGGGCGGGACAAACGGCGGACUGGCAGCAGUGAUAAGUAUAAAAUCUCUACGGACUCGGAGCAGAGAACAGUGCCCCCUCAGGACAGGAGAAAACACAGCACCAAUGUUGGAGGAGGAAAAAUGCCAGUGAUCAGUAUGCCCCCAGACCAGGUGUUCAUUUAUAAAGAGAUUCCUCUUUUAAAAAAAAAUAGAAGUGGUCUCAACAGUUUAAGCAAACAAUAGAUAUGAAAAAUUAUCCUCAUGGGUCAAUGAUUAUUUACACCAAAUUUAAUAACAAUGUAAUUAUUUUUGUCAUUUCAGUAAAACAAUCAGCAUACUGCAAUUUUAAUUUUCUUUUAAUAGACAGAUGGUGUUUGUGUCUUUUCCACAGGUGCUCCUCCUGCUCCAGGGUGCAGAACCUCCCAUCUUGUGCUCCCGUCAGAAGCUGAGCAGACCCUACACUGAAGUCACCAUGAUGACCCUGCUCACCAGUAUGGCUGAUAAGGAGCUGGUUCAUAUGAUUGCCUGGGCCAAAAAGCUUCCAGGUAUUGCUUUAAGUGCCAUAAUGGCCACACUCAAGAUACUUUAAAAAAACUUUGGUAACACUUUACUUGACGCCUACCACUAUAACGCAUUAUAAAUAUAUGUAUAAUUCCUUAUAAUCAUGUUAUAGCACUGUAUAAGUAUAGUUAUAAACAUCCAUAAAUCAUCAUAAUGCUUGAUAGCAAUAAUCAUAACACAUUAUAAAUAAAUUAUAUUUUAACUGUAAACAACUCACUGACAAUGCCCACAUAGAUGAGGCAUUAUACAUAUAUUUAUGAUGUGUUAUAAUUUGCUUAUAAACUUGUAUAACUAUCACUAUAAACACUCAUUAAUUAUCAUAAGGCAUUAUAACAAUAAGCAUAACACAUUAUAAUACCUGACCUUGUAAGUCAUGAUAAAAUGUUAUGAUUAUUGCUAUAAAGCAUUAUGAUCAUUUAUUAGUGUUUAUAACUAUACUUAUACAGUGCUAUAACCUGAUUAUAAAGCAUUAUACAUAUAUUUAUAAUAUAUCCAAGAUCUUGGAGAUAUAAAUAUCUCCAAUAUCUAUAAAAGAUUUUUUUCUCUGAACCUGUUUCUGUUGUCUGAGUGCCAAGGCAACACCAGAGCGAUGGGGGCAUCUUUAUAGUGAAGACACACAUGCGCACACCAGUACACUGCUGCAGAGCCAUUACAGUGAUGGUGAUUACAGUCAUCACCUUUGAGAGGAUUGUUUGACCAAUCUGCUGGCACCCCUCUAUAGGACAAAUCACCCUUUUGCUUACACACACACACACACACACACACACACACACACACACACACACACACACACACACACACACACACACACACACACACACAAGACGAGUUAGUUAACUGAGUGAAUCCUGAUUUUGAAGUAUUACAACCUUGUGCGUCACUAAAAGGCCCAAAAGCACACGGUUUUAAUUGCGAGGCGUCCCAAACAGAGAACAGCAGGAAAUAAAUUGGCUGUAAUUACAUGUGAAUUGAGACAGCUGAGAGCCAGCGAUAAGGCUUCUUACGAGAGCAUGGAGAUUGCAGAUGGUUUCAUUUAAGUUGGUAUUCCCUACCAGAAAACAAGGACAUCAUAUUUUUGUUUUUAUGAGUGGGCUUGAAGGUGCACAGAAAACACGUAUCUCAGUUAGUGUUAAUAUUCCACACUGCACUGCACUGCAGUCAACACAUACCGCUGAAAACAAUCAGAAUUGGAUUUCGUCUGGAGUCUCAAUGAUUACCAUACUUUUAUUAGGAUUAUAAACUAUAAUCCAAUAUCUAUAAAAGGACGUUUUUAAUGAUGAUCAUUCAAGAACUCACAUCUGGAUGGCUGCAGUGAAACGUUAUUGUCUAUUGAAACACCAUUAAUGGAUUGUUCCGCAAAUUCAAAAUGUGUUCAUGCUGACUUCAAUUUUUUUUUCUUCUUUUGUCAUUGAACAGAAAAAAAAACAAUUUUUCAUAUUUACCACUAAGCAUCACUUGUUAAAUAUAUAUACCUUUCAAAACAGUAAACAAAUUUGUUUUUAGCUCUGAGCAUGCUGUGAUUUUUUUCAAUGAAAAAUACCUUAUCUACAAGUACUUACAUCUACAUUACAUUAUACAGGUGUGUGUGCAUUCAACCAGGAUGUUGUCAUAAUUUUCUUUGCUAUUAAAGCAGAAUUCUUAAUAAAGAAAUCAAAUCCCAAUCAAUCACAAUAUAAGAUUUUACCCCCCCCUCCUAAAGCAGCGGAGCUGAAGUGAAGUCAAUGCAGAUGAACUGUUUGACACUUUAAAAAUGUUCUUUGAAACUCUGAGUUUUUAGGUUUCCUGCAGCUGACCCUCCAUGAUCAGGUGCAACUACUGGAGAGCUCCUGGCUGGAGGUGCUGAUGAUCGGCCUCAUCUGGAGGUCCAUCCACUGCCCUGGGAAGCUCAUCUUUGCUCAGGACCUCAUACUGGACCGGUAUGCAGGGUUUUCUAGAUCUUUCUGAGACGCCCACUUUUUUCAGCCUUUUUCCCCAUUUCUCCACCUCUUUCUCAAUAUCAUCCAGAUUUUGAAUAAUACAUCAGCACUGUAGAUUUUCCAUUCGACACCCUGCCAGCUUUUGUGCUAUUCCAACAAACCUAGUCAGAGAGUGAAAGACUAAUUACCUGCUCCCCAUGGUGAGGAGAGCAACCUGAAACACCCCCUUCAUCAUUACAGCUCUGAGCUAACAACCAGGGAAGAGAUUGAAUCAGAGCCUCAAUGCAGGGAAUGAUGGAAAAGGAAGAAGGACAGAGGGGAAGAGGUGAAGAAGAGAGUGCUUAAUGAUGAGCAGAGAGAGGAAAAUGGAGAUGCAGCAGCCAUGGUUGUUUUCUGCAUGUGCAGGCACAGUCUGUUCCCUCCUCUUCCUCCUUUGUCAAAGUAAACAAGCUCACCAAACUGCAGCAUCUACAUCAGAGAGGUGGGGAGAGAGAAGGGGAAACAGAGAGAGAAAGAGACAGACAGACAGAAAGACAGAGCUUUUACCCACUGAUGUGUCUGAUGGUCCCAUUUGAUUCAAAAGUGUAUUACAGAGUAUUAUCUCUAAAGCCUGCUCCUCACAUGAGUGUCCUCCCCAAUUGGACAUGAUGGCUAAAAUGCUGCAGGUCAGGGUUGACAAAUUCCCUUAGCUCUGUGUUGCUUAAGUUUAUCUUACACGCCUACCACUGAUAUCAUCCGUCUUUCCAUCACUUCCUAACUGCCCCGACAAAUGGAGCGUCACUAUGAUUCAGUCCAUUAAGUGUUUAUCUGAUUGCUUUUUGGAUGGUUUCAUGACUUAAGAUUAAGUCAGUGUCACUGCAGCUAAAACAGAGACUUUUUUAUGUGGUUGUGGUGGUUGUAUAUGGAAGAGCAAAAUGAUAAAAAUAAGAACUAGGUGGGGAUGGCAGGGAAACUCAUGACACAAUAUGAUACGAUAUGAUUCACUGCCUGAUGCAUUGCGCAGCACAAGGAUAAAAUGACAUUUUGAUUGUGUAAUAAUUGAUCACUUUUAAAAUUUUUAUAUAACUAUAUGUUGCAGUUUCUAAUUAACUGAAGAAUACAAAAUGUCCCAAAAGCAUAAAUUGCCUGAUUAAUUUAAGUAGUGAUAAGAUAUGGAGAACUUUUAUUUAUCCUCGAGGGGAAAUACACUAUGUAUGGGAUCAUUGUGUAGUGACAUGUUAAGUCACAGCCCCCACCCACCCACCUCCCCGUCAAGCUCAUGUUUUUUCUGUGAAGGUGCGCUCAAAAAAAAUAAAAAUAAAAAAGACAACGGUUUUCUGGCAUUGUUUAAAGGACACUGAAAGGGACUGGAAAUAUAGGGUGCAGGGAGUGAAAGUGGACAUACCGAAGAGACUGUAGUCUCUGUGUUUGGCACCCUAUAACCAUUAAGUCAAGCUAGCACCACAUAAGAUACACUUUUAUCAGUUUACUGUCAGGCUGUUGACAUUUACUUUCAGAGCAGACUAUUCUCCUUAUUCCACUCGUGUCACUGUCAUUUUAAGCUGUGUUUUAUAUUACUGGAUGAAAGAUUUGAGCCAGCUUAUUAGCAAAAGUCAGCAGCUGCCCACCUCGCAGCCCCCUAACCCAGCAGUUAAGCAUUUGAGAGACAUUGAUUUUUUUGGUUGUUACUUUAAACUCUGUACCAGGAGAGAACUUGUUGAAUGAAGGGUCAGUUCAGACAAAUUUUUGUGAAGCCUGCAGUUUGCUGUCAAGUUGUGAGGCUGUAAAAAGGGAAUAUAUCAAAUGACUGACAAAAUUUACAACUCAGGAUCAUCUUGACUUAUCAUUCAAACUGCUGGCUUGAAUUCAGUAUAUUUUGAGUUCAAAUACAACAGAAAUAAGAAGUCAUUUCUUUUUUUACACUUUGAUCUCCAGUAGUGAAGGCGACUGUGUGGAGGGCAUGGCAGAGAUCUUCGACAUGCUGUUAGCCACCGCUUCCCGCUUCCGCAUGCUCAAGCUCAAACCUGAGGAGUUUGUCUGUCUCAAAGCGAUCAUCCUGCUCAACUCUGGUGAGGCUGCACAUGAGUAAAAGUGUGUGUUUUACUGUUUUAGAUUAUUUCCUGUGAAGUAUUUUGAGGGAAACAUUUAUGGAAACACUGACGCUAUACUUAAAAAAACAAAACAAAAAACAAAACAAAAACGUUUUCAUACAAAACCUUGUUUUUUCAUUACUUUCUCACUGUUUUGGUCUGCACAGCUCUUUGCUGCAGGCUUCUGCAGUUUAACUAAACACUGAACAGAGUCAAAAUACACCCACAGAGGUGUAGCUCUGAAUAAUACAGAGGUUCAUCAGACUAACAGAAUGUUCUGGCUGAGCCUGUACCAUCAAUAUGUCUGAUAAGCGUUCCUAUGACAACAUGACAGCACUGUGUUUGAGGUUUUCUAUAUGUGAUCCCUGAAAUAUCAGCAGGAUGACUCUACAGGUUUAGCUGCAGGAGUAGGAUAGAUUUUGGAUAGCUGUGUGGGUUCCUGCACUUUAAUGCUCAAUUGAAUUUCCCUGCAGGGAUCAAUUAAGUUCUUCUUCUGCUUCUCUGUAAUGAGUCAGAUCUUUGAGCACCAUUUAGCAUGCUGCAAACUAAUCGAGUGUAAAAUAAGUUGAGGUAAGUUAAAUAUGUUGAAUUUAUGGCAUAUUUCCUCCAUCAGGUGCCUUUUCUUUCUGCACUGGCUCGAUGGAGCCACUUCAUGAUAGCACAGCUGUGCAGAAUAUGCUUGACAUCAUCACAGAUGCCCUCAUUCAUCACAUCAGCCAAUCAGGUUGCUCCGCUCACCAACAGUCAAGGCGACAAGCCCAGCUGCUCCUCCUGCUCUCCCACAUCAGACACAUGAGGUGAAUUUAAUUCAAAAGGUUGCUUUUGUUUUUUAAUCAAAAGUCCCUCCACAUGCCCUGAGGCUUGAGUCUGAGGGAAUCCAAAUUUUUCAGUUUGUAGGUUGAUAAAGGGGUGAGUGUUUGUUUAUCAUUCACGUAAUAGUAUGUAUACAGAAAGAAGCUGGUCUUAUCAUUGAGGUUAAUGCAGGACCAGUUACUUAGUUCCAUUUUAAGAUGUAUUAAUGGUUUUGAAGUGAAUCAGAAAAUAAAUAAAAGAAACUCCAAUUUGUUAAGCAAGAUCAAGCAGAGUCUUAAACUAGAUUUAAAAGCUAAAUCAUGCCAUAUGUUAUUUUAACAGCACAUUACGCAUGUUUUAUUAAAAACAAACAAAAAGACAAAACUCAUUCAAGAUAAAAAUGUGUUCAUGCUAACUACAAUUUUUUUUCUUCUUUUGUCAUUGAACAGAAAAAAAAAACAUUUUUUAUGUUUGCCACUAAGCAUCACUUGUUAAAUAUGUACCUUUCAACACAGUAAACAAAUUUGUUUUUAGCUCUGAGCAUGCUGUGAUUUUUUUCAAUGAAAAAUACUUUAUCUACAAGUACUAACAUCUACAUUACAUUAUACAGGUGUGUGUGCAUUCAACCAGGAUGUCAUUUUAAGAUGUAUCAAUGGUUUUGAAGUAAAUCAGAGCAUAAAUAAAAGAAACAUCAAUUUGUUAAGCGAGAUCAAGCAGACUCAUUCAGGAUAAAAAACCCUUUUUACAUAAUGUACACAAAUGGAAGCCUAUUCUAGUUGACUUUUGUUCUCAUUAUAGAGAUAAACGAAACAAAACUUUUGAUCUCAGAGAUUUUCUCCCGCAGUGAGAAAUCAAUGGAGGUAAUGUUGUCAGGGAAAUAGAUGAGAGGGACAUAAGGAGAAUUUUGAGCAACAGAAAUAUUUGUGCCUGUAAGAUAAGAAAAUACAGAAAAACACCUGAUGUACAUAAUUUUAAAAGCCUGCCAGGUGGUUCAAAGGAAGUAGAGCCAAAUCCUGAACAGUAAAUACAGAAGAAAAAGCAGCUAUUGACAAAACUAAGCCAUGAUUUUUAUCAGAAUAAAUACCAUUGCCAAAGGAGCUGAGAGAUUUCUUUGAUUUCUUUGUGGGAUUUAAAUCAGCCUGAAGCUUUGCUUAUUAACAGAGCAAUUCAUUGACUUGCCAUAAUUUCUCUGUUUACUCUCCCUGCAGCAACAAAGGCAUGGAGCACCUCUACAGCAUGAAGUGCAAGAACAAAGUUCCUCUGUAUGACCUACUGCUUGAGAUGCUGGACGCUCACCGCCUCCACCGCACAGACAGACCCGCUGAACCCUGGUCCAAGACCAGCGGAGAGCCUGCGUACAGCAACCCCACCUCCUCCACCACUACCACCAACAACGAUAACAACGACAAAAGCAACAGCAGCAGCUGCUCCUUAGCUGGUCCCCGGAUCAACCAUGAGAGCCCUUACAAACCUCCCACAGAUCCGGGGGUCCUGCAGUAUGGAGGGCCUCGCUCUGGUUGCACCCACAUCCUAUAA
Messenger RNA from Xyrichtys novacula (pearly razorfish), 10097 nucleotides. The record is from the annotation of a GenBank genome assembly. NCBI's taxonomy places the organism in Eukaryota, Metazoa, Chordata, Actinopteri, Labriformes, Labridae.